AUGUCCAGCUCUAUACUCGCCAACAUGAGUGCCUGGGAUGAUAGCUCAAAUACACAAAGCUCGUCGAGCAGCGGGCCUGCAAGUCGGUUACCAGCAAAGCCAAGACCUGCUAAACAACCUGUAAAAGAUGACUGGGAAGACGAUGAUGAUGAGGAAGAGGACGACGAACCUCCAAGCGCCGAGAGGAACCGCCAGAUCUGGGAAGACGCAAACAACAAAGUCCAUCACCCAAUGCCAGACUUGAUUCUCUCCCGAAACUCAUCCCUCGCCUCAUCUUCAUCAACAGCCCAAGGAAUCUUCCAACAACAACCAACAAUGCGCAUCUUGAAACGACCCACAGCGAACUCGAACAACUCUCCAUCUCCAGCACCCUCAGAUAAAUCAGCAGAACAAAGUACAAUGGAACAGCUGAAAGAGCGAGAGGCGAGGUAUCAGGCUGCGAGAGAAAGGAUCUUUGGUUCUGGUGGGGAGACCGCAGAAACGGCGCGAGCAAGCCCUAAACCUCAGCAGACCCAAGUGAAGAUUGCCCGGGAACCUCAUGGGCCCAGUUCUGGUUCCGGCUCAUCUGGACAAGCUCCAGCGUCGAAAGGAUUUGUCAAUCGAAGGGGGAAGCCACCAUCUCCCGGCGUCUAA
Molecule: messenger RNA, 633 nt
Organism: Coprinopsis cinerea okayama7#130
Lineage: Eukaryota; Fungi; Basidiomycota; Agaricomycetes; Agaricales; Psathyrellaceae
Exons: 3
Coding region: 1-633 (210 amino acids)
Source: RefSeq, a predicted model, not a curated record